UCUACUCCCUUCAAGAAGAGAUCAAAUCUGAAGCAGCAGCAACAAACAUGAAUGUGAAGGGCAUGGCUAUAGUCUUGGCAGUGAUAUUCUGUGCUACAAUUGCUCAAGGUUUCCCAAUGUUCAAAGGGGGACGCUGUCUUUGCAUAGGCCCUGGAGUAAAGGCAGUGAAAGUGGCAGAUAUUGAGAAAAUCUCUGUAAUUUACCCAAGUAACAACUGUGAUAAAAUAGAAGUGAUUAUCACCUUGAAAGCACAUAAAGGACAAAGAUGCCUAAAUCCCAGGUCGAAGCAAGCAAACAUUAUAAUAAAGAAAGUUGAAAGAAUAAAUUUUUUAAAACAUCAAAACAUCUGA
Molecule: messenger RNA, 350 nt
Organism: Eptesicus fuscus (big brown bat)
Lineage: Eukaryota; Metazoa; Chordata; Mammalia; Chiroptera; Vespertilionidae
Gene: CXCL11
Product: C-X-C motif chemokine ligand 11
Exons: 4
Coding region: 48-350 (100 amino acids)
Biological process (GO): antimicrobial humoral immune response mediated by antimicrobial peptide; cellular response to lipopolysaccharide; neutrophil chemotaxis
Cellular component (GO): extracellular region
Molecular function (GO): CXCR chemokine receptor binding; chemokine activity
Source: RefSeq, a predicted model, not a curated record